CCCAAAGCUCAAUUUCAUUUAGACCCUGCAGCCAAAUUUCACAGACACACCAGAACCCCUUCCGGUCUCCUUGCCCUCUGACUGCAUCCUCUGGUGAUACUGAGCUCUGGAAGGAACUCGUAGAAAGAAUUUGUCUGGUGGAACAGAAGACUUCCCAAGGCAUCUAAGCGUCAGCCCUCCCCUGCACACUCUCUCCCACCUCCUCCCCUUCCUCUCCUGAUUUCUAAGCACAUACUCAGGGAGACAGACGAUGCUCACCCAGUCAGUAAGAAGAGUCCAGCCUGGGAAGAAGAACCCCAGCAUCUUUGCCAAGCCUGCCGACACCCUGGAGAGCCCUGGUGAGUGGACAACAUGGUUCAACAUCGACUACCCAGGCGGGAAGGGCGACUAUGAGCGGCUGGACGCCAUUCGCUUCUACUAUGGGGACCGUGUAUGUGCCCGUCCCCUGCGGCUAGAGGCUCGGACCACUGACUGGACACCUGCGGGCAGCACUGGCCAGGUGGUCCAUGGUAGUCCCCGUGAGGGUUUCUGGUGCCUCAACAGGGAGCAGCGGCCUGGCCAGAACUGCUCUAAUUACACCGUACGCUUCCUCUGCCCACCAGGAUCCCUGCGCCGAGACACAGAGCGCAUCUGGAGCCCAUGGUCUCCCUGGAGCAAGUGCUCAGCUGCCUGUGGUCAGACUGGGGUCCAGACUCGCACACGCAUUUGCUUGGCAGAGAUGGUGUCGCUGUGCAGUGAGGCCAGCGAAGAGGGUCAGCACUGCAUGGGCCAGGACUGUACAGCCUGUGACCUGACCUGCCCAAUGGGCCAGGUGAAUGCUGACUGUGAUGCCUGCAUGUGCCAGGACUUCAUGCUUCAUGGGGCUGUCUCCCUUCCCGGAGGUGCCCCAGCCUCAGGGGCUGCUAUCUACCUCCUGACCAAGACGCCGAAGCUGCUGACCCAGACAGACAGUGAUGGGAGAUUCCGAAUCCCUGGCUUGUGCCCUGAUGGCAAAAGCAUCCUGAAGAUCACAAAGGUCAAGUUUGCCCCCAUUGUACUCACAAUGCCCAAGACUAGCCUGAAGGCAGCCACCAUCAAGGCAGAGUUUGUGAGGGCAGAGACUCCAUACAUGGUGAUGAACCCUGAGACAAAAGCACGGAGAGCUGGGCAGAGCGUGUCUCUGUGCUGUAAGGCCACAGGGAAGCCCAGGCCAGACAAGUAUUUUUGGUAUCAUAAUGACACAUUGCUGGAUCCUUCCCUCUACAAGCAUGAGAGCAAGCUGGUGCUGAGGAAACUGCAGCAGCACCAGGCUGGGGAGUACUUUUGCAAGGCCCAGAGUGAUGCUGGGGCUGUGAAGUCCAAGGUUGCCCAGCUGAUUGUCAUAGCAUCUGAUGAGACUCCUUGCAACCCAGUUCCUGAGAGCUAUCUUAUCCGGCUGCCCCAUGAUUGCUUUCAGAAUGCCACCAACUCCUUCUACUAUGACGUGGGACGCUGCCCUGUUAAGACUUGUGCAGGGCAGCAGGAUAAUGGGAUCAGGUGCCGUGAUGCUGUGCAGAACUGCUGUGGCAUCUCCAAGACAGAGGAAAGGGAGAUCCAGUGCAGUGGCUACACGCUACCCACCAAGGUGGCCAAGGAGUGCAGCUGCCAGCGGUGUACGGAAACUCGGAGCAUCGUGCGGGGCCGUGUCAGUGCUGCUGACAAUGGGGAGCCCAUGCGCUUUGGCCAUGUGUACAUGGGGAACAGCCGUGUAAGCAUGACUGGCUACAAGGGCACUUUCACCCUCCAUGUCCCCCAGGACACUGAGAGGCUGGUGCUCACAUUUGUGGACAGGCUGCAGAAGUUUGUCAACACCACCAAAGUGCUACCUUUCAACAAGAAGGGGAGUGCCGUGUUCCAUGAAAUCAAGAUGCUUCGUCGGAAAAAGCCCAUCACUUUGGAAGCCAUGGAGACCAACAUCAUCCCCCUGGGGGAAGUGGUUGGUGAAGACCCCAUGGCUGAACUGGAGAUUCCAUCCAGGAGUUUCUACAGGCAGAAUGGGGAGCCCUACAUAGGAAAAGUGAAGGCCAGUGUGACCUUCCUGGAUCCCCGGAAUAUUUCCACAGCCACAGCUGCCCAGACUGACCUGAACUUCAUCAAUGACGAAGGAGACACUUUCCCCCUUCGGACGUAUGGCAUGUUCUCUGUGGACUUCAGAGAUGAGGUCACCUCAGAGCCACUUAAUGCUGGCAAAGUGAAGGUCCACCUUGACUCGACCCAGGUCAAGAUGCCAGAGCACAUAUCCACAGUGAAACUCUGGUCACUCAAUCCAGACACAGGGCUGUGGGAGGAGGAAGGUGAUUUCAAAUUUGAAAAUCAAAGGAGGAACAAAAGAGAAGACAGAACCUUCCUGGUGGGCAACCUGGAGAUUCGUGAGAGGAGGCUCUUUAACCUGGAUGUUCCUGAAAGCAGGCGGUGCUUUGUUAAGGUGAGGGCCUACCGGAGUGAGAGGUUCUUGCCUAGUGAGCAGAUCCAGGGGGUUGUGAUCUCCGUGAUUAACCUGGAGCCUAGAACUGGCUUCUUGUCCAACCCUAGGGCCUGGGGCCGCUUUGACAGUGUCAUCACAGGCCCCAACGGGGCCUGUGUGCCUGCCUUCUGUGAUGACCAGUCCCCUGAUGCCUACUCUGCCUAUGUCUUGGCAAGCCUGGCUGGGGAGGAACUGCAAGCAGUGGAGUCUUCUCCUAAAUUCAACCCAAAUGCAAUUGGCGUCCCUCAGCCCUAUCUCAACAAGCUCAACUACCGUCGGACGGACCAUGAGGAUCCACGGGUUAAAAAGACAGCUUUCCAGAUUAGCAUGGCCAAGCCAAGGCCCAACUCAGCUGAGGAGAGCAAUGGGCCCAUCUAUGCCUUUGAGAACCUCCGGGCAUGUGAAGAGGCACCACCCAGUGCAGCCCACUUCCGGUUCUACCAGAUUGAGGGGGAUCGAUAUGACUACAACACAGUCCCCUUCAACGAAGAUGACCCUAUGAGCUGGACUGAAGACUAUCUGGCAUGGUGGCCAAAGCCGAUGGAAUUCAGGGCCUGCUAUAUCAAGGUGAAGAUUGUGGGGCCACUGGAAGUGAAUGUGCGAUCCCGCAACAUGGGGGGCACUCAUCGGCAGACAGUGGGGAAGCUGUAUGGAAUCCGAGAUGUGAGGAGCACUCGGGACAGGGACCAGCCCAAUGUCUCAGCUGCCUGUCUGGAGUUCAAGUGCAGUGGGAUGCUCUAUGAUCAGGACCGUGUGGACCGCACCCUGGUGAAGGUCAUCCCCCAGGGCAGCUGCCGUCGAGCCAGUGUGAACCCCAUGCUGCAUGAGUACCUGGUCAACCACUUGCCACUUGCAGUCAACAACGACACCAGUGAGUACACCAUGCUGGCACCCUUGGACCCACUGGGCCACAACUAUGGCAUCUACACUGUCACUGACCAGGACCCUCGCACGGCCAAGGAGAUCGCGCUCGGCCGGUGCUUUGAUGGCACAUCCGAUGGCUCCUCCAGAAUCAUGAAGAGCAAUGUGGGAGUAGCCCUCACCUUCAACUGUGUAGAGAGGCAAGUAGGCCGCCAGAGUGCCUUCCAGUACCUCCAAAGCACCCCAGCCCAGUCCCCUGCUGCAGGCACUGUCCAAGGAAGAGUGCCCUCGAGGAGGCAGCAGCGAGCGAGCAGGGGUGGCCAGCGCCAGGGUGGAGUGGUGGCCUCUCUGAGAUUUCCUAGAGUUGCUCAACAGCCCCUGAUCAACUAAGUUUUGUGGUACUUCACCCUCUUCUGCCCUCAUUUCAUGUGACAGCCAUUGUGAGACUGAUGCACAAACUGUCACUUGGUUAAUUUAAGCACUUCUGUUUUCGUGAAUUUGCUUGUUUGUUUCUUCAUGCCUUUACUUACUUUGUCCCAUGCUACUGAUUGGCACGUGGCCCCCACAAUGGCACAAUAAAGCCCCUUUGUGAAACUGUUCUUUAAAUGAAACACAAGAAAUUGGCCACUGGUAAAACUCUGCAGCUUCAACUGUACUUCAUUUAAUGCCAUUAAUGCAAAUAUACUUCCUCUUCUUUUUGCAUGGUUUUGCCCACCUCUGCAAUAGUGAUAAUCUGAUGCUGAAGAUCAAAUAACCAAUAUAAAGCAUAUUUCUUGGCCUUGCUCCACAGGACAUAGGCAAGCCUUGAUCAUAGUUCAUACAUAUAAAUGGUGGUGAAAUAAAGAAAUAAAACACAAUACUUUUACUUGAAAUGUAAAUAACUUAUUUAUUUCUUUGCUAAAUUUGGAAUUCUAGUGCACAUUCAAAGUUAAGCUAUUAAAUAUAGGGUGAUCAUAGUUCCUCUACCAAGUCUGGAAAGAACAUCUCCUGGUAUCCACAAUUACACCAGGUUGCUAACUGUAUUUGUACAUUUCCCUUUGCAUUCGCUUCUGUUCUUGCUAGAAACCCAGUGUAGCCCAGGGCAGAUGUCAAUAAAUGCAUACUCUGUAUUUCGAUUCUGAGGCCACUGUCCUGUCUUAACUAUUAAAGUGAGCCAGCUUCUCAGAGGAGUACAGGGGACUCUGGAAAGCAGUCACAGGUGGUGUAAGUCCUCGCCCCCUAAGUUACAGGGCAGGGCAACAUAGGCACACACUCCAGCAGUCAAAUUUGUUCUCAUGGAUCACAUUUUCCGUUUGCAGAAAAGAGCAGAUUCCUGGAGUUGUGAGCAUGUUCUGGGCUCCUGAGCAAGACUAAAAACACGUCCCGAUUUUUUUCUUUCCUUCUUUCCAAUACUUUGGAGCUUAUACAAUGGCUUGGCCCAGGGUCUGACAAGCUGGCCAAGUGGUCCUUUGGCUCUCCCAACAGCCUGUUGCCUUCUCCAGCUGGGCUGGCCGGCCUCACUCAGAAAUGGGCUUUUACUUUUUUCUUUAUGCUCUUCUAAAGAUGUUCAACUUUUCCAGACACCAGAUCUCUGUUGUGUGUUACAGACCCUGUCCCUGGAGCAAAACAAUUGGUCCAAACGGGCAGAGUUUUGGUUUUGGAAAAGGUAUUUGGUUUAAAAUAGUAAAUCAGAGGCCCAUAGGUGGUGCCAGAGCGAUCUCAGCGGCAUUACAGUCAGGGUAGUGGGGUGUGGGGUUGGAUAGGAUGCACUCACUGCCCCUAUCCCAACCCCUCCAGAAUCUGUCAGGCAAGAGUCCAAAGGGUUUGGGAGAAGAGAGGACACUGUUUACAAUCAGGACAAAAAGCUUUCCCUGAUGCCCUGGCCAGCCUAGUGCAGCUCCUUUACCCAUCUCUGGCCUGGGCUGGAUUUGUACUCUUGGAUCACCAUCUGCCCGGCUCCUGGGAAUUUGGUUUGUAAGCAAUUAGAAAUUUCUCUAGCUGAGCACAUCACAAUAACCAUAGAAAAAGCAAGCAUCUGCAGGAGUGAGGACUAGUGGUCUUGUGAUUGCAACUUGACCCACUUCCAGACUCCACAUCUGUCCCACUGCUCCCAGGAAGCAGCUCUCACUGACUGCUUGGGGAGGCUUGACUGCCCCUGUUGUGAGUGCACAGCUAUCUGCAGCACCAUCGCCCCAGCCACUUCAGGAGCCAGAGUGCCUGCUGCUUCAACCUGACCACCAGUUCACUUCAAACUCACGGGGGGAGGGGGAGGGUCGGGGGGGGGUGGGUUGCUGGGGAAGGUGGGCUGACUGGUUCCCCACUCUAGGGCACUUUCCUUGCUGUUCUCAAUUGAGGGCCUGAAUAAAUGGACUCCAGCACACA
Homo sapiens (human) is the source of this 5704-nucleotide messenger RNA. RefSeq names its product cartilage intermediate layer protein (gene CILP). The transcript is spliced from 8 exons. NCBI's taxonomy places the organism in Eukaryota, Metazoa, Chordata, Mammalia, Primates, Hominidae. The record is from RefSeq and is a predicted model, not a curated record. Bases 251 to 3733 code for a protein of 1160 amino acids. Gene Ontology annotation, cellular component: non-collagenous component of basement membrane.